Messenger RNA from Caenorhabditis angaria, 1617 nucleotides. NCBI's taxonomy places the organism in Eukaryota, Metazoa, Nematoda, Chromadorea, Rhabditida, Rhabditidae. The record is from the annotation of a GenBank genome assembly.
AUGAGUGGAGCAUUAUACGGAGGAGGUUAGUUUCAAAUUUUUGAUUUUACAGACUUUGAAAAUAAAAAUUACAGAUGAAGUAAGCGGUUUGGUUUUCGAUGCAGGUUCUCAUACAUUCCGUGUCGGAUUUGCUGGGGAAGAAUUCCCGAAAGGUGAUAUUCCUUCGAUGGUGGCUGUUCAAGAACCAGAAGCUGAUGGAGAUAUUGAAAUGAACGAAAAUUCCGAAAACUCGAAUGUUCAAGCCAAAAGAGAGAAGAACUUUUUUAUUGGCACCACAAAAAUCACUGUUCCUCGCGCAAGAACAACAAUGGAAGGAUAUAUGAAAGACGGAAUGAGUAAGUUUUUUUUUGGUUUUUUAUGAAGCAAGUUCUGAACAUUUUUUGCAGUCGAUGAUUGGGAUCUUUUCGAAAAACUUGUCGAAUAUUCAUAUGAUAAUGUUUUAUACAGCAAGUCCGCUGAACAUCCAGUUUUAUUCACAGAAAGUGCUGUAAGUUUUUUUCUUUUUUGUUUAGGUUGAGAAAAUUCAAUAAAAAUAAAAUUUCCAGUGGAACGAGAGAUCUAAACGUGAAAAAUUGACGGAGCUGAUGUUCGAAAAAUUCCAAGUUCCCGCCUAUUAUUUGGCUAAAAACGCGGUUCUCGCUUGUUUCUCCCAAAAUCGCACACAUGGUUUGAUGGUUGACAGUGGAGCAACACAAACUUCAGUUGUCCCAGUUUUCGACGGAUAUGCUGUAACUCACGCAGUUGUGCGAAGUCAAAUUGGUGGCGAUUUAAUUUGUCAGCAAUUGGAAAACAUGCUUAGCGAGAAAAACGUGGAAGUUGUUCCAAUCUACAAAAUCGCUGGAAAAGAAGAAGUUGAAGAGGGCGAAAAACCAAAAUGGACACAGAAAAAGAAUCUACCUCAAGUCACAGAGAGUUACGAUAAAUUCAUGAAAAAACAGUUGCUCGAAGAUAUGUCACAAACAAUUCUUCAACUUUGUGAUCAAGCAAUCGAUUUGGAUUAUGCCGACAAAUUACCAUCCACUCCUUAUUCAUUCCCAAAUGGUUUUACAAAAGAAUUCCUUGCUGAACGAAUCAAACUUCCGGAAUGUUUGUUCGAUUUGAAAUAUUUACGAGGAGAUAUCAAGAGAGAAGGUUUGAUGACUGUUGCACAAAUGGCUGCAUCUUCAGCGAGUUUAACGGAUAUUGAUAUGCGACCAACACUUUUCAGUAAUGUUACGGUUACUGGAGGAAAUUCCUUGAUUUUGGGAUUCACUGAAAGAUUGAAUAAUGAUUUGGCACACAAAUGUCCACCGGUAUGUUUUUAAUGAAUUCGAAUCGGAAGAUUGAGUGUUUUAUAUUGAAAAAAGUUUCAAUUUUAAACUCGAGAAGUAAAUUUUUUUUCAUAUAAAAUAAUCAGUUCUCUAUUUUCAAUUAGAAAACCGCUAAAUUCCAAAAAUUCUCAUUUUUUUGCAGACAAUCAAACUUCGCGUCUCAGCCGCUCCUCUCACCACCGAACGAAAAUUCGGCGCAUGGAUUGGUGGAUCGAUUUUGGGCUCACUCGGAACCUUCCAACAAAUGUGGCUCUCAAAAGCCGAAUUCGACGAAACCGGCCGAUCGAUUGUCGACAAAUGCCCAUAA